Messenger RNA from Macadamia integrifolia, 5544 nucleotides. RefSeq lists its product as uncharacterized. Bases 4206 to 4979 code for a protein of 257 amino acids. The record is from RefSeq and is a predicted model, not a curated record. NCBI's taxonomy places the organism in Eukaryota, Viridiplantae, Streptophyta, Magnoliopsida, Proteales, Proteaceae. The transcript is spliced from 2 exons.
GUGCCUGCAUUCUUGUGGUUCUAAGUGAUUGUGGUGAAGCUACAAGACCGGGUUUUGGAAAGCCCAUUAGGUGAUACCAGAGGUCAGCAGAUUUAAACUUGAUGGGUUGGUUGCUAUAUGUCAGUAGGCUUUCAAUCAUAAACUCUGUUAAUUUGUUGGUUACAAGUUGAUGUACAUUAGAAUAUCAUAGCCAAGUUAUUGACGUGAAGUGGUGUGGAGUUAUAUAUUUCUAAUGUAUAGAUAGUAGUGCGGUUAGAGUUAUUGUUGCAUAGACUUGUAUUGAUAUCGUGGUUACUAGUUUGGAGAACCUUAGUUAGGUUGGAUCAUUGGCUGUUCAUCUGAGAUUGUCAAUCCCUUUUAGGAUGCAGGAUUGACAUAGAGUUUUAUGACGUUUAUUUUCUUGUUCCGACGAUUGCAUGAGAAAUCAUCUAUUUAUAGGUGUUUGUUAGUUUGUUAGUGAACUAAUCUAGAUUGAAGAAAACCUCUUAUAGGAGUUGAAGCAUUUAUGUCCUUCCCUGUUUGACCUUCAAUCUACAGAACUUCUAGAUUGGGUUGAUUUUGAGAUUAGUACCCUUCAUAUAUACAUACACCAUAAAGACACAUUUGAUAGGAUUCUGCAUAACAACCUUGAUCAUGAAUUUGGAAUUCCUUCUGUCCUUGACUUGCUCUUCUAGGAGAAUAUGGGUAUAGAAAUUGUAUAAUGUUGCAUUUGUUGGUUUCAGAUGGUAUAUGAUUAUAUGAGCUUGUUGUUCUCUUAAAAAGGAUAACCUAUAUGACUAAUUAUGAUAUCUCUUUGGGAGGUCCUUUCAUUUCCAUUAUGUGAGAUCGUGGACUAGUGGUCUGACCCUCACUGAUCAUGGAGGUCAUUCGUCAUAGUUUCUACCUGCUCCUUUGUCCAUCAAACCUAGCUUUUGUUAGAAGUUGUCUAGGGAAUCCAGGGGAUGCUGGCAUUGGUUGGGUCUUCUGUCUCGUUCUUGGCUGUAUAGUUAUGUUGUUUUCCAGGCCUGUUGGAAGAAAUGAUUUGAGCAAUCAUAAAAGGUUUCUAUGUGUUUCAAAGUCUAUGCUUUUAUUGGAGGGCAAUCUGGAUUUUUUUGUUAAGUUGAUAUCUAGAAAUGGAGCUUAUAACACUUGUUUUUUAGGGUAAGAUAUUUGUGUCUCUGAGAAACAUCUGACCUAUUUGAAAAUCAAGAUAUAGUAAUUUCUUAGAGGAUUCUUUGGCUGAGGAAUGAGGAAGGGUUUGGGAGUGUAUCCGUACAUGCUGGAUUUACCCAAUAGCUUCUUGUGGAUAUUGAAGGCUGGUGAGUUUUGUUGUACUACUAUUAUCCUGUGGUGACUGUAUAUUGAUGUUUCAAGUUUGUAUUGUUAUAUUAUUAUUUCGUUUGCCCAGUAAGCUUUUAUCAUUAAAAACUUUAGGUAAUUGUGAUUAUUUUGAAGUGUUGGCACUGGUGCUGUUAGUAGAUUCUUACGAGACUAGGAAGAAGCAGAAAUUUGUACCUUUAAAGGCUUUUACUUGGCAAGUUGGAAUUCAAAAAUUUCAAAAAAGGAAGUGAACUGAAGAAGGAAAUUGGAUCUUACCAAGAAGAAAGCAAAUAAUGUGCCUUUGGAGUGCUUUUGUGUGUGUAUAACGAUUAUGUACUCGUUUUUUUUCCCAAGAUUAUGGCUUUCACUCUUGCUGCAUCUGUCUGUCUUUUUUUUUUUUCCAGUUAAAUUAAAUGAGGUAGUCUCCUUAUGCAGAGGAAAUAGGUGCUACUUCUGUUGCAAUGGUAGUGUCCCAGAAAACAAGAAUAGGUGCUCUGAUCACCAUUUAUGGCAAUGAUUAGAAGCAUUAUUAACUGCAGUUGCAUUUUUAUGUGCAAGCACCAUAGGGGUUUCAACCUGCAGUAUAUCCUUGAGUUUUGAUCUAGUGUGAUAUUCAGGGAAAUUGAGCAUGGGUAGCCACUGCUGGAAGGGUUUCAAUCAAAUCAACAAGAAGGGAUAGGACAUCUAUGGGUCUUUGUAUGUCCUUUAAUCAGCUAGUGGGAUUAUAUGAAUUGUGUGCAUGUUAUUGCUGUCAAGUUAUUAUAUCAGAGUAGUUCUUUCCUACGUGAUGGAGGAUCUGUACACAAAUUGUUUUACUGCAUUUUUUCACUUAAAUCUUGGGUCCUGCUAUGAAAAUAUCAUUGCGGAAAUAGAAGUAAAUUGUUUACACAUCAUUUGGCCCAUAAAUAAUAUGUUGUUGAUGUCAUAUUCUUUGCUGUUACAAAACUUAUAUUCUUCCUUGUCUCAAUACUGAAUCAAUCAUUCACUAUCCUCUUAUGAGUGGACGAAAUGGAAGAGAAGUAAUGGAACCUGCUAUGGCUACUGCAUUAUCUCCUUUAAUAGGAAGGGUUUCAUACAAAACGAUAAGAGCAUAUAGGAAUUUUUAAAGUUUCCUCUAGGACACUUGUAGCUGUUGCAUUUUAGUGUAUAUGCAUAUUUGAUAACCAGAUUAGGGCUAAUUAUUUCUGUGGCUGAUUCAAGUAUUGGCACAGGAUAAAUCCCUUGUAGCAUUUGCUUGUGGUGAUGCCACAAGGGAAUUCUUUAUAUGGGUAAUAAUUCUCUCCAUGCACAAAGACUAUAUUAUUGAUUUCAAAUUCCAUGUGUAUUCAAUUAUUAUAUGAGUGAGUUCUUAUUACAUCUUGCUAGUUUUUGACUUGUAUCCAGUCUUGUACUUGUUAUGGGCUUCAUUUGAGGAAAUCUAGGGCAUGUUUAUCCCCAUGGUUCUUCUAUCCUCAAAGCCAGACGUUAUCACAUUCGUUAUAAAGGAAGGAGACACCUUCAUAUGGAGUUGCAUUAUGCUUGAACCCAAGUCACAUUUGGUCGAGGAGAACUGAAUUCCUGCUUGUGCCAGGCCUAGCCAAAUUAAGGAGUUGGUCCCAUCCAGGAUUUUGACUAUUCUCUGUUUAGUUAAUCGGCGUCCAAUGCUUCGUAUGAUGAUCUUCCACCUGAUUUCCUGAAAAUGGUAGAGCAACUUGAAGAAACUAAAAAAGAGAAGUUUUGCGGGCAGGGACUGACUGAACUAUCUUUAGCAAGAGGCAGCAGGCGAUGUUUGCCGUUCCGGUUUUCGCCGUGCCGCCUUACAGUGAGCUUUGGCCUUGGCAUCGUCUUUAUUGAAGUAUAGGUAUCUUCUCCUGGCGAGCAGCUUACUACUUCCUUUUAUUCUCAGCCAUCCCAGCCUUCUUUUGAUUGUGCCCCUUCACUCGACGCUUGCCCAGCUUUGGUUAUCUGGUCGGAUCUCGCACGUUGUUUUGCGGAUCCUGACAGUAAAGAGAAAAUCGAUCACUCUUAUCAACAAGAAUUUUGGUCCUCUUGCCAUAUUUGCUGAUGUUUCAAUCCGGGUUGCCUUUUUUCCACCGCCGGCUGGCGUAAGUUCUUCCACAUUUCCGGUCAUAGACAGAAGUAUAUGGUCUGUCAGGUUUCUUGAUCGCAGGCUAGGUUUAGCACAAUAUUUUAUUUUGCUUGCCAAUGCAUGUGACCAGAGACUGUGUCGUCCACGUGGCUCUCAUGCAAACGUUCUCCACUUUCCCCCUUUGCCAUUCACUUCAGUUUUUAGAUACGUUGCUGCGUGUUUACCCUUUGGCUUCCUUAACCUAUCAUUUUCUCCAUUUAUCUAACCUCUACCCUCGCCCAUUGUCUCAAUUCAUCAUUAUUCCCACUAUUCCAUUUUCCACAUCAUGCAUGCUCAUCAACUUGGCUUAUCACUUAUUUACCCGAGAAUCUCACCCAUGUUUAUACACCCCACCUUCUAUCCUUUACCAUACUCUCACGGUCUUACACCCUUCUGUUUAUCCCCUCUUUAGUUAAAUUGCUUCGGGAGAUGAGGAACUGGUAGAGCUGCAUCUGUUUUUAUGCACCCUUGCAAGACUCCUCCAUGCGCAUUCAGUCCAUUUCGGUAGAGGGCUGCUCUCUGGUACUGCUUGAAGAUUCUGAAGUGAGGUGGCUGGCCAGAUAGCCACUGCAAGUGCCAUGAAAGUAUUAGCUUUAAACUGCCGGGGAAUUGGUUUGCCCUUGGCACGGCGCAAGGUUCGCCUCCUAGUAAAUAAAACCCGAUCUAGUUUAUGUUUUCUUUCUGAAACCAAGUGUCCCAACCCCGGAAUGAAUCGGCUUUGUAGCACUUUUGCGUCCCUGCUAUCGGUGGGGCGGGGGGUAUUGUGCUUCUGUGGUGUCGUCCAGUCAGUGUCAAUGUAAUGUGGUCGACUCCGUGGUGUAUCCAUGCUGAAGUUCAUCUUCCAGAUCUUAAUCAAACGUGGACUAUGUCGUUUGUGUAUUUGAGCUGUGUGGCAGAAGUUCGAAAGGUGCAAUUUCAUUCUCUGCGCAAUCUGGCCGAGUUCAAUCACCUCGGUGACUGGAACUCUUACUUAACCCCAUCAGAUAAAUGGGGGGGUCGCCCAAUCACAAAUGCUCAGUUGACUCCUUUCUCAGAGUUCAUCUCUUCCUCUUGCUUGCCAGAGCUCAAUUUUCCGCAGGCGUUUGUGUCCACUGAACAACUAUCUUCUUCGGAUCACAGGGCUUUAAUUCUCCAUACUCAUUCUUUGCGGUGGCGAGUUCAGAGGCCAUUUCGUUUCGUAGCUCUAUGGACUCUGGAACAAUCUUACCAGGACACCAUCUCCUCUUCUUGGAAUUCAACCCAAGCAAGGGGAUCGGCUCCGUUUAAGCUACACUUGAAGAUGAAGGCUCUUAAAUUGUCUCUUAAACACUGGAACUCCUCAGUGGUUGGUAAUGUUUCUACGAGGAUUGAACAAAUUAAGGGCCAGUUGGUGGGCUUGAACCAGAUUUCCUUUGACCGACGGGAUGAUCGGUGGUUUCUCCAUGAGAAGGAGCUUCUCUAUAUCUCCAUCAAGAGGAGCUCUUACGGCAGCAGAAGUCGAGGGAGCUUUGGAUUAAAUGCGGUGACUGCAACACCAAGUACUUCCAUAUGUCCACAGUCCGACGGAGGGCUCGCAACAAUAUUAGCUUCUUGAACCACCGGGGUACUACUUUGUCCGAUGCAAAUCUUAUCGGCUCAGCUAUCUCCUCAUUCUAUAAGGAGCUUUAUACUACGCAACCUCUGCAAAUGGAGGGCCUUACGGACUUCCUGGCUCCGAUCGAUUCCCGUGUGACUCCCGAGGACAAUCACCUUCUCACCCGCCCUGUUACAUAAGCUGAGAUCACUGCCACUGUCUUCUCCAUGGACGCCUCCAGGUCUCCAGGGCCUGAUGGUUACCCAGGCUUAUUCUUCCACUCUUCCUGGCAACUGAUAGGUCCAGAUGUUAUCGCCACAAUCAUGCAUUUUUUCAGGACUGGAACUUUCUCGCUCUAUUUGAAUCACACGUAUAUCACCCUUAUCCCAAAGGUGGAAAACCCGUCUUCCUUAUUGGAAUUCCGUCCGAUUAAUCUCUGUAACUUUUGCUAUAAGAUCAUCUCCAGGAUCAUUGUCAAUCGGCUUUGCCCCAUUUUGCGCAAGGUUAUAUCCUUUAACCAAAAUGGGUUCAUCCGAGGACGGCAGAUUCAGGACAAUAUUCUAAUAUGUAAUGAGCUUCCUCAUAA